ACUUCCCCCACACUACAUUGCCUUGUUUCCAAACAACUUUGGCUGAGAAAAUGAAGAUCUUCAACUGGAUGCAGAAGCGGCUCAAUCCUAACGUUCUCAAAGAUGGGCUAGCUCGAAACGUGAAGAAGACAGAUUCUAUUGCUAUUGACAGCAAUUCAAAAGCCUUGCUGGAACAAGUAGCAUUCCUGGAUGUACUAGAUAGCUGGAAAGAUGGCAUUCUCACUAUUGGAACCUUCGGUUUUGAUCCUCUCACCAAGCUGGAUUUGGACCAACACAAAGAGUAUUCUGCUUCGGACAGUGAUGAAGAAGCAGAGGAAGGAGAGGGAUAUGCACUGAACAAUGACGACGAUCAUGAAAAUGAUGACAACAAUGAUGAAGAAGAAGAAGAAGUGACCCCAUUGAUGUUCAGCAUGUCCCAGAUUAACUGCCAUGAUGUUGCAUUGACUCCCCCUGCCAUGUCCCCUGAGAUCAAACUUGAUCAUUUGGAUGAUCAAGGGAAAUUGAGAAGGAGAACAACCCUGGCUGAACUGUUCUUGGAAGAUUCUGAUAUGAAAAAGAAGAUGAAUCCUAAUGAAUUCACACUGGACGCUGGCAAACAGGCAUCUGAUAAAACAAAAGACGGUGGUAUCUUCUUUCCCAAGAAACUCAUUCCUCAUGCUAGAGAGGAUUCACGCCCAGUAAAAAGGAUACAGAAAAUGAUGAAGAGGAUGCUGAAGAGGAAGAUUCAUCCCGACAUUGAAGGCAAGGGCUCUAACUCUAAGUCACACUGCCCCAACAACCCUGGCCUUCCUGAUCAUGCUCCGGAAUCAGUUUCCCUCCUUCCAACUCCAGAUGCUGCAAUGUGAGGUUCGUUCAAGGAUAAUCAUGAGCCAGAUAUAUGAUCAACUCUCGUUUUUAUGAUGAUUUUAUUAUUAUUAUUUUUAAUAAUAUCAAUGAUUGUAAUGUAUAAAAAAAUAUUGGCUUUCUGUGUGACUCUGUUUUUGUAAACUUUGAUGUUUUUUGGGUUUUUACUACUCCUAUGUGAAGAUGUGUUGUUUGGUUGGUUGUGCAGCAGGGUUUCAAUAUUGUUUACUUUUCUUCACAUUAUUUUUUUUAUUAAAUCUCUUGUAUUAAA
Messenger RNA from Rubroshorea leprosula, 1114 nucleotides. NCBI's taxonomy places the organism in Eukaryota, Viridiplantae, Streptophyta, Magnoliopsida, Malvales, Dipterocarpaceae. The record is from the annotation of a GenBank genome assembly.